Messenger RNA from Cygnus olor (mute swan), 4194 nucleotides. It is a transcript of the gene STRN3, whose product is annotated as striatin 3. The transcript has 18 exons. The record is from RefSeq and is a predicted model, not a curated record. Bases 194 to 2650 code for a protein of 818 amino acids. Lineage: Eukaryota; Metazoa; Chordata; Aves; Anseriformes; Anatidae. Gene Ontology annotation, molecular function: armadillo repeat domain binding; protein phosphatase 2A binding; protein-containing complex binding. Gene Ontology annotation, cellular component: dendrite.
GGCCGCAGGCUGUAAUGGCGGCCGGCGGCGGCUCGGUGCUGCUCUGACACCCGCACACGGCCGGGCGCAGCCCCCCGCCUCCCCGCAGCCGUCCCGCCUCCCCCGCCCAGCGCCGCUCGCCCCCUCCGCGGCCCCCCGCCGCAGGCCCCCGCCGCGGGACGAGGAGCGGGAGGAGGAGGGCUCCCCGCAGACAAUGGACGAGCACCCCGGAGCCGGGGGAGGAGGAGGAGGCGGCGGGAUGGCGGCCGCGCCGAGACCGCAGCAGCCGCCGCCGCAGGCGGGUGGGAGCGUGAACCUGCAGCCGGCCGGGGGCUGCGCGGGGGCCGGCGGCGGAGGAGGAGGAGGGCAGCAGCAGCAGCAGCCGCCGCAGGGCCCCGCGGCCCCGGCCGGGCAGGAGGCGGCGGGCCCCGCCGAGCUGUCCCGGCCGCAGCACUACACCAUCCCGGGGAUCCUGCACUACAUCCAGCACGAGUGGGCUCGCUUCGAGAUGGAGAGGGCGCACUGGGAGGUGGAGCGGGCCGAGCUGCAGGCUCGGAUAGCAUUUUUACAAGGGGAAAGAAAGGGUCAAGAAAAUCUGAAGAAAGAUUUAGUGAGAAGAAUAAAAAUGUUAGAAUAUGCAUUAAAACAAGAAAGGGCAAAAUAUCAUAAAUUAAAAUAUGGCACAGAAUUGAACCAAGGUGACUUGAAAAUGCCAACUUUUGAAUCAGAAGAAACCAAAGAUACGGAGGUUCCUGCAGUACCUCAAAAUAGCCAACUGACCUGGAAGCAAGGCAGACAAUUACUAAGACAGUAUCUGCAGGAAGUAGGUUAUACAGAUACGAUAUUGGAUGUACGCUCCCAGCGGGUCAGGUCUUUGCUUGGGCUCUCCAAUUCAGAACCAAAUGGUUCAGUAGAGACAAAGAACUUAGAACAGAUUCUCAAUGGGGGUGAAUCUCCUUCAUCAAAACAAAAGGGACAGGAAAUCAAAAGGAAUUCUGGUGAUGUUCUUGAAACAUUUAACUUCUUAGAAAAUGCAGAUGAUAGUGAUGAAGAAGAGGAGAGUGACAUGAUAGAAGAUAUUGCAGAAGGAAAAGAAAAGCACCGGAUCAAUAAGAAACAUAAAAUUGGUAAUGAAGGUUUAGCUGCAGACCUUACAGAUGACCCUGAUACUGAAGAAGCGUUGAAAGAAUUUGAUUUUUUAGUAACAGCUGAAGAUGGUGAGGGAGCUGGAGAAGCCCGAAGUUCAGGAGAUGGAACAGAGUGGGACAAAGAUGACCUGUCCCCAACUGCUGAGGUUUGGGAUGUAGACCAGGGACUAAUAAGUAAACUGAAGGAACAGUACAAGAAGGAACGAAAGGGGAAGAAAGGGGUAAAGAGAGUCAACAGGACAAAACUUCACGACAUGAUAGCAGAUCUUGGCGAUGAUGAGAUACCCCACAUCCCUUCAGGAAUCAUUAAUCAAUCUAGGUCACCCUCUUCUAGAAUGACUGAUCAUGAAGGUGCAAGAGCAGAGGAAGCUGAGCCAAUAACGUUUCCAUCUGGAGGAGGCAAGUCAUUUAUUAUGGGUUCUGAUGAUGUUUUGUUAAGUGUACUGGGCCUUGGAGACCUUGCAGACUUGACAGUAACAAAUGAUGCAGACUAUAGUUAUGAUCUGCCAGCUAAUAAAGAUGCCUUCCGAAAGACAUGGAACCCUAAGUAUACGCUACGCAGUCAUUUUGAUGGAGUGCGGGCAUUAGCUUUUCAUCCUGUAGAGCCUGUGCUGGUUACAGCCUCUGAGGACCAUACUCUAAAACUUUGGAAUUUGCAGAAAACAGUUCCUGCCAAAAAGAGUGCCUCUUUAGAUGUAGAACCCAUCUACACAUUUAGGGCCCACAUUGGACCUGUAUUGUCUUUGGCAAUUAGUUCUAAUGGAGAACAGUGUUUCAGUGGUGGUAUUGAUGCAACCAUCCAGUGGUGGAACAUGCCUAGCCCUAAUGUUGACCCGUAUGAUACCUAUGAGCCAAACGUUCUAGCUGGCACAUUACUUGCUCACACAGAUGCAGUCUGGGGUCUCGCUUACAGCGGUGUAAAGAAUCACUUACUAUCUUGUUCAGCAGAUGGCACUAUUAGAUUAUGGAACCCACCAGAAAAAAUUCCCUGUAUUUGCACUUACAAUGGAGAGAAAGAGCAUGGAAUACCUACGUCAGUUGACUUUAUAGGUUGUGAUCCUGCACAUAUGGUGGCAUCUUUUAACACUGGCAGCACAGUCAUCUAUGAUUUAGAAACAUCCCAGUCAGUGGUAAUGCUUUCAUCGCAAAUAGAAUCUGGUGUACAAUCAAGUAAUCAUAUUAACAAGGUUGUAAGUCAUCCCACACUUCCUGUAACUAUUACAGCUCAUGAAGAUAGACACAUCAAAUUUUUUGACAACAAAACGGGUAAAAUGAUCCAUUCUAUGGUUGCUCACUUGGAUGCUGUCACAAGUCUAGCUGUAGAUCCUAACGGAAUCUAUUUAAUGUCUGGAAGCCAUGAUUGUUCCAUUAGAUUAUGGAAUUUGGACAGCAAGACAUGUGUGCAAGAAAUAACAGCUCAUAGGAAAAAGCUGGAUGAAUCAAUUUAUGAUGUAGCAUUUCAUCCAUCAAAAGCAUAUAUUGCCAGUGCAGGAGCUGAUGCCCUUGCCAAAGUAUUUGUGUGACACAGCAGAACAAACCUGCAUCAUAACAGCAGGUCUGUUUGGACAAAAAAGAGGGAAUGCAUCACUGCCAUCAAUAAGGUUACCAAUAAGACACUACAUCUGAUCUGCCUGGGUGAAGGCUCUUAAGUGGGGCAGGUAUAAGUUGGUGAAAAGUCACCACAUCUUGAACAAUGUCAGGCUCAUUCAUUUAACUGUAAUUACUGUAUGGGGGGGGUGGGGAGAAGUAAAAAAAAAAAAAAAAAAAAAAGAAUAAAAAGAAAACCAGUAUUUGUAGCCUUGACUGGAUAUGAACUGAGCGUAUGUCUGUUCUUUAGGUGUCUUUAAGCAAACGUGGAGUCUGAUCUUACAAAAGACUUUUAUUUUGGACUCUGUGUGCUGCCUUAGGGUUAGGAAUGUGGUGCUCUUGUGGGGGGAAGUGAGCUCCAAGAGUAGCUUUCUUUUCAUCUCUUAGUAAUCUUCUGUUUAUCAGUUGAAUGCCACAGAUUCCCCUUUUAAACUUUUAUUUUGCUUUAAAGAAAAGGAAAUUUAACUUAAAAUAUUUUAGCAUUAGUUGCACAAAAUGUUUGGAUAAAAUUCUAGUUUUUAUAAGUCUUUUAUAUAUUUAGCCUGUCACAACAGUGCUCAAGAUUGUAUUGAUAAUGUUUUUCUGCAUUAUAGAACCCUAAAACACAGAGAUCUCACUGACCCGCUGCCGUGUAACCACACUCUUCCCUUCUUUUGCCUAAUACAGCUCAGCUAAGUCCUUGCAUAAGGAUGCUAAUUCUUCAUCAUCGCAUAACUGUCUUCAUAAAUAAAGGACUGUAAAAUGUGUUUAAAUGAAACACAGAGGGGUUAACACCCCCAAUGAACUCUUAAAAAAAAAAAAUUAAUCUUGGCAUCCUAUCACUAUGUGAUAUUUUGUACAUCUUACUGUAUUUACGAGUUUAUUUAUCAAGGAUUACCCAUCUUGCUAAUGGCCUAUUGUUAUUUAUUUCACUUUUUGUUGGUCUUUAUAGCCUUUUAUGUAGUGUGUUAAAGGGCCCUGUAUAUCUAUUAUGGCACUCUUUGAACAGUCUAAAAUAGAUGAGAAAAUGGGACAUUUCAUAAUUCUAAAGUUGCAAACCAAGAAUUUUUUUUCCUCUGGUUAAGUACCUGGAGUGGAGUUGUGAUUCCAAAAAACAAUCUUGUUUCAGAACUUUUGGAGUGAAAAAUAUUUUUAUUUGCGUUUCGAAUAGAAUACAAAAGUAGUUGAUUCAAGAUUCAUAAAUCUGCUGUGUUUUAACUAGUUAUUCCCUGCUUUUAUUUUCUUUUCAGACGUGCUUCAGUUUAUGGUGUAACUAAAGAUUUUGUUUGUGUAAUGCAUGAUUAAUACAAUAAAGUAUUUUUUCUAGUCUUCCACAAAACUUUUCUGAUCAGUUUGCGAGUUUUGAUGAGUUUUGUAAGGUUUCUGUUUUACAAACUAUGAAUCAGCAAAUUUUUAAGAUUGUACCACAUAGCAGAAGUACAGCUGUUGAAAAAUAAUGUAUAUAAAAUGCAUAUAAUAAAUAUUAAAUGGUGUACCUGUA